Messenger RNA from Orbicella faveolata, 4275 nucleotides. Its product is annotated as N-acetylated-alpha-linked acidic dipeptidase 2-like. Gene Ontology annotation, molecular function: carboxypeptidase activity. The record is from RefSeq and is a predicted model, not a curated record. Lineage: Eukaryota; Metazoa; Cnidaria; Anthozoa; Scleractinia; Merulinidae.
AAGCUCUAAAAAGACAGAUGGGAGCUACUUAAAAUAUAAAUCGGAUUGUUCGAUUCCAAGCACUUCUGAAAACAAAAUAGCAACUGGUUAAUUAAUGAUGCGUAUCAACAUGAUCAACAGAAACUCGCUUGGGUUCUUGGUGUCAAUUAACCUUUCUGUUUUCAAUUGACGCAUGAGUUCAGUGCGCAGUGGUGCGAACGAAACAAGGAACUCAAUUUGACUUUAUCUGCUGCAGCACGGACAAGUUUAAUUAUGAACCGAAGCAUAACCGGAAAAGUUAUGGACGAUUCAAUCUUUCUCGGAGGCAUAAAGCCAAUUCAACCGAAAGGAAGAAAUAAGCGCAUUGUGUUGGGUUUUGCGUUCGUCGCCGUUGCCCUAUUUCUUGUUGGCUUCUUAAUCGGUUACUUCGUCAAGCAACCUGGAAACAAGCCCUGCAGUCGAGCGACUACGGCUGGUGACAAGUCGAACGAGUUCGAAGAGUUCCACGAGUUGUUUAUGGAAACAAUCAAUGCUGAGAGGUUGGAAUCUGUUAUUAGGGAAUUUUCUAAACAGCCUCACAUCGCUGGAUCGCCGAGGCAGCGCGAACUUGCAAAUAAACUUGCUGCAAACUGGACAGCGUUUGGAUUUGACAAAGUAGAAAAACCCCAGUACCAAGUCCUCCUGUCUUUUCCACAACCCGACAAACCCAACAGGGUCACCAUAGUGGAGAGCGAUAAAGUUAUCUACGACAUAACAGGAAAAAUAAAGAUUUCACCCGACCCAAGCAGCUCUGAGACAUUUGACCAUUAUCCUUACUUGGCAUAUUCGCCCAAUGGUACAGUUGAAGCCGAUCUGGUUUAUGCUAACUAUGGGGCAGAUGCGGAUUUUGAAAAACUUGCUGAAAUGAACGUGACGGUUAAAGGAAACAUAGUCAUCAUACGAUCAAGAAGUGUUUCCAAUGCAGAAAAACACGGAGCAAUAGGAGCGCUAGUUUACGCCGACCCAUCCUUUUCUGCUCAGCAAGGAUACGAAGAAAAACAGGUUUAUCCUAAUGGUUGGUGGCUACCACCGAGCGGGGUGCAGGAGGGGACUAUAUUAUUUAGUUCCAACAACGGAGACCCCUUGACGCCGGUCCUUCCUGCUACCAAGGGAAUGUAUCGCAGGCCUGUAAAUGAGAGCGACUUCCCAAAGAUUCCAGCGCAGGCAAUAUCUUAUGGAGAUGCUAUGGAAUUGCUGCGGAGAAUGGGAGGGUUAGAAGCCCCUAAGACAUGGCAAGGUGGUUUAAACAUCACAUACCGCACUGGUCCAGGGUUUCAAAGUGGCAGCGCCAAGCUCAAACUUGAGGUUAACAACCAAUUACACGAGAAAACCAUUUACAACGUGAUCGGCACCAUCUUCGGCAAGGACAAUCCCGAUCGAUAUAUAAUCGUUGGUAAUCAUCGGGACUCCUGGUCUUUCGGUGCCGUGGACGCGCUGAGCGGAACUUCGGUAACCAAUGAAAUGGCCCGAGUGUUGGGCACUCUUUUGAAGAAAGGAUGGAGACCGCGAAGAACGAUAAAAAUCUGCAGCUGGGGCGGAGAAGAGUUCAACUUGAUUGGAUCGCACGAAUGGGUGGAAGAAAAUGCCAACAUUUUGACCGAGCGCGCAGUGGCGUACAUCAACUUGGACAUCGCCGUGUGUGGAGAUUACGUGUUAAGAGCAAGAGGAUCACCUCUUUUUAGACAAAUAACUCACAAAUUGAGUAAACAGAUCAAGGAUCCUAAAAAUACAGAGGGUACGGACACGAUGUAUGACAUCUGGCUGAAAAGGUCGCCUUCCGAUACCAACAGGAAUGAGCCGAUGCUUUACAACCUUUUCUCUGCCAGUGACUAUGUGCCAUUUUAUCAAUACUUAGGAGUGCCCUGCGGUGAUUUUGGCUAUUGGUUUGGGUACGGUGACAGAUCGUCUUUAUAUCCUGCAUAUCACACACAGCAAGACACCUUUUACUGGGUGAAAACGUUCGUUGACCAGAAAUUUGAAAUACACAAAGCUAUGACACAAUUUGCAGGAGGAAUGUUACUGGACCUGGCCGAUGAGCCUCUGCUCCCACUUGAUAUUAUGAACUAUGCACUCGCUUUAAACUUUUCAUUCCACGUUGUCGCUUCGUCUCCGAAGCUCUCAGCUAAUAACAUAUCCCUAUCUACACUUCAGGAAGCUAUAUCCGGGUUUUUAACGGCCAGCCGAAAAUUCGAGUCCAGAAAAUCUGACCCAACGGUAGUUGAAAGACCCUCCGAGUUGCGCACGAUCAAUGACCAAAUGGUUCGAGUGGAGAAGGCUUUUAUCUACCCGUAUGGCCUCCCAGGUUCAAAUCAGGCCCGACACGUGGCUUUCAACUUUGGUUUCCACAAUAUAGAACCAGGAAGAGCUACCUUUCCUGGGGUCACAGAAGCUCUGCACAUGGCAGAGAAAUCUGGAGACUGGGAUCUAGUUAGGCAGCAGUUAUCAAUAGCGGUUUACUGUGUUCAAAGUGCCUCAAGAGUACUGGAACCUUUAACAAGUUAGGGAAGCCCAAGACAGGAUUUAGUGGCGGAUCCAGACCCUGAGCUAAAGGGGGAAGGGGAGGGGGGGAUUGUUCUGCUUGCCCUGCCGGUUUUUCUUCCUUCUGCGAUUUUUUUUAACCCAAAAUAAGGGGCGGGACGGGGACUGGGCCCCUACGGGCCCUCCCCUAGAUCCGCCCCUGGGAUUUGCAUCCAAAGUCAAAUUUUCACAGUAACGUCAAUUACUAUCUCAACAGUUACCUCCACACAGAAAAGUUAGGGUCUUAGCUCAGUUUAUUCCGUUUUUUGGUGGCACAAGGGAUUGAGCCAGGAAAAUUGGAUUGUUUCUUUCUCGAAUAUUUGAGAAUCUAAAAGUAGGAUAACUUGUAUUAUAUUCCAUGCUCUUAGAUGAAGGAAUAGAUCGCGGCGGGCGGAUGGGUACGUCGUUUUUAUUUCGCUUUUCCUCUUUCGCUGUUAUGGAUUGGCUUCAAUAUAACAUGUUUCCUUGUUUCUAUUUCUCAACAAAGACAGACGCAUUCAAUGUAAUGAUCGUCCAGUCUAGUUCAAUCUGGAGACUGCAGUUCACAGUUCCCUCUCAACAACUGAUAAAUUUGUUUUUAACGUCGUAAAAAUGUAUAUCUUGGUACGAACGUUUCCACCCAUCACGAAAACGUCAAAUAUUAUAAGAACAUAUUUUAUUCCCUUGUAUACAUUCGAACAAACAUUUUAUUCUUUAUACGAGAAAUUAAUUAGGUAUUACAUGUAAAGCGAACGCGUACGUGCUGAUACAGGAUAAGAAAAUAGUGUGAAAACCGCGUUGGAAACUGAGAAUAGUACAUAAAAAAACCAGUGAUUGCAAACUACAAUUUUAAUAAAGAUUUUCUACACCAGAUUUAGAUUGUACAACUGUACAUCAUUGUUGUUCAUUGGCUACAAACUACUGUGGAUAGCAACGCUGUUACAUUGAGCUUAUUUUAUCAAACUGAGGCCCAAGGAGGGGUUAUGGGAAUAUGGCCUCCAAGCUUUAUCAAAAUAUUAUACACACCUUUUUAUAUUACAACGGUUAAGGAAGUGUCUGCCCUAAAUUAAGCAACGCUUGCCUCUGGUGAGUGCAUAUUAACUCGUUUAAGCUAUCUACCAUUACCUAUACUAAUACGUAUGCACUUGGUACAAAUGCACCUUAAAUUAAUCUCCAUGUCCUACGAAAAAACCUGAAAACCACCGACAAUUACCGACGAAAUCCGUAGUUACUAGACUGGUCGGUUUUAAGAUGUCCAUGUAACCAUCACUGAGAUGAGACUUGACUGUGGCAAUUGACCAUUUCCAAGUUGCGCAGGGAACUGAGGUGAGUUUCAAAUUUUAACCAAUCGAUAAACUGACACUAUCACAUGAAAGAGCACGUUGAGAUUAGUCAUUUGACCAAGUUUGAUGCUUUUAGGGUGAACAGAGACCAAGUUAUGGACCUUGAAUGUGGUUCAACAUCCAUACAAGGGUCUCUAAUUUUGAGACAGCGUCCACCAAAACUCAUGAACUCUUAAAAUUUUUAUCAGUUCUGUGACAACUGCAAAGUCCCGUCAUGCACCGACCACAUGUAUAUGGAAUAACCUGAGAUGAAAAUAACUGUGCCCAUUUUCAAGAGUAUUAGAGAUUAAUGCUUAGAGCUUAACCACAACAAAACCAAAACCAACUAACAUAAUGCCUUCCUAUAUAUUUAACUUAGCUUAUCGAUACUUGAACCGUGGAAGGUCAAAGGAACACAGCAGCAGCAAACUUUAAAAAA